GAUCGUGAUCGUGAUCAUUUAUCCGUCCCUUCACCUCUCGCUCUAGCGAGCAAGACGCGACUCUGAUUUACUUUAAAAACAAAUCACCGUCGUGAUGGCAUAUAUACCCACCUGUCGUCUCGAUACCGGUUUUCCUUUCGCUCGACGGUCGCGCCGUUGUUAUUUGAUCGCCGAUUACUGACCCGACGCUUUUAAUUGCGCAGAAUUAUUGAAUCCGGGCUCCCGAGGUCUCAAGAGAAGUCGUUCCCCGGACUCCUACCAAGACGCGCCCUUGUCUGAGACUCCCGGAGAUGAUGGUGAUUCGAAACAACCUAGAAAGCGCGGCCGACCGAUGAAAUCGCGGACUUCUGGUGACUUGCCGGAACCACCGAAUCAGACACAGAUUCCUCAUCCCCAUCUCCAUCCACAUCCUGCCCCCCAAAUGUCGCAGCCUAUACCGCCGCACACUCCCCAGUCUCAGAAUGCCCCGCUACCUGGACAGCAGGCCUACACUCCGGCCCAGGCGUCGCCUCCGCCGAAGACUACACCUACCAAGACGACAUUGAAGGCGUUGCCGACUGUACGCGAUCAUACCACGGACCAGCUCGGACCCGGCGGUGACGAGUACCUGCCCCGCGAAAUCGACGAGGCUGGAGAGAAGAAAGUUAUGCCCAACGGCCAGCUUCUAGGCGGACGCGAGUACCGAUGCCGAACCUUCCUUGUUCCCAACCGCGGCGAUAAGUUAUUUAUGCUAGCUACGGAGUGUGCGAGAGUUUUAGGAUACAGAGACUCUUAUUUGCUCUUUAAUAAAAACCGAUCCCUUUUCAAGAUCAUUGCAAAUCAAGUCGAAAAGGACGAUCUGGUCACCCAGGAUAUACUUCCAUUCUCCUACAGGUCAAGGCAGAUCGCCAUAGUCACAGCCCGAUCCAUGUUUCGUCAAUUCGGAAGCAGAGUCAUAGCCAACGGACGAAGGGUACGAGAUGAUUAUUGGGAGCAGAAGGCGAGGAAACAGGGUUUUACCGAAGCUGACCUUGCCGGAGAGAAGAGACCAGGCGCGUCUAAAGCCAGAGAAGCGGCUGAAGCAAGUAAUAGUAUGGCGGCCCUUCCAGGAGCCCCCCACGGUGAGAUUGUAUAUGCGAACACUCCGCCAUUCGGCGGUGCACCGCAGCCCCUUGUUCAACCAGGUAUGAUGGGACCGCCAGGAAGCUCGACCAGAAUGCCCAUGAUAACAGUAGGACCAGAUCUGAACGAUACGAGGACUCGAGACUAUAGCAAUUUCAUUAAGGGUGGCCCUCGACAGGAGAUUACCGGCCCGGCCUACCAGGAUAGGACGCAGUCAAGUCCCAUAUCGGAAAUAAAUCAACAGGCGCACCAUGCUGCCGAGUUUAAUCGCACAGUCAACCAGCAACGCGACAUGCGGACCGACUACAUGAACAACCUGUGGCGGAGACCUCACGAGCAGCCGCCGACUACUCAGCCCGUAACGACCGAGUCAUCCCUACCUACGACGCGUCCGGGACAGUCGCCUCACGCCGCACCAGCAAGUAUGCAGACGUCCACCAUUGUACCGAACCAGAGCCCACAGAUGAUGAUGACCGCUCCUCCUUACUCCCAACCCUUACAUUCUCAGCAGCCGAUCGGCCAACCAAUGCGGGGAGUUCCUCAACCAUCUUCCCAGAAGCAGCCGAGACCUUCCAACAUCCAGCCUGGUGCUUCUGGCAACAUGUCCCAAGGAACUACUGCAUAUAACUACGGCUCUUCAAACCAGAUGUGGGGUCCUCAAACGCCCCAAACGCCUCAACAUUAUCAAGGGUAUACAACUCAGUCCCAAGCCUCGCCUCACCCUCAGCAAUCGCCAGCACCGCAACUACGCCACUCGGGAGGUCCCCCCCAGAUGCAGCCGAGUCCUAUGCAGUACCAUGGGAUGCCAGGAAUAGGACAGAGUUAUCCCAACCCGGGCCAAGGCAUGUAUCCCCCCGAGCAAACUCCUAGACAGUUUUUGCCCCAAAACCCCGGUCCUGGGCCGGCUGUCACAUCGGCAUGGAAUACUCCACAAACUUCAGCUGGCCAGACGUGGUGGGCCAACCAACCUCAGUGACGGGAUUCGGAGUUUUUGGUUUAGUAAAACCCACCACUUCUAACUUUGACGUCUCUGGGAUGGUUCUUUGAUUCAAUGGGGCUAUAAACCUGCUUGCACUAUCUGGCCUAACUCGGCAAUAGAGGAGUAGGGGACUUUUUUGGUCGCAUUUUGGGGAAGGUCUAUGAAACUUACGUCCAUUUGGACAAGAUUGGGACCUGGUAGGCUGUUUCCCCCUGCGCUUCGUUCUGCAUGAUGAAAUUACGGCCAGUCGUAUUACCAAGCUCAAUUUUUUGGACAGCAUUUUGCAUAUACACUUGAUACCACUGUGGAUUCCGUGUUUUGUUUUUUUUUUCCUGC
Daldinia caldariorum is the source of this 2416-nucleotide messenger RNA. RefSeq lists its product as uncharacterized. The transcript is spliced from 2 exons. The record is from RefSeq and is a predicted model, not a curated record. NCBI's taxonomy places the organism in Eukaryota, Fungi, Ascomycota, Sordariomycetes, Xylariales, Hypoxylaceae. The coding region runs from base 332 to 2077 and encodes 581 amino acids. Gene Ontology annotation, molecular function: chromatin DNA binding. Gene Ontology annotation, cellular component: nucleus.